Symbiodinium natans is the source of this 945-nucleotide messenger RNA. NCBI's taxonomy places the organism in Eukaryota, Dinophyceae, Suessiales, Symbiodiniaceae. The record is from the annotation of a GenBank genome assembly.
AUGAACUCGAAAGUUGGAGACCCCCACGUGAAAACCCCGCAGGUGACGGGCGAGGCGGAGCUGAGCCCCUUAGAGCUCUUGGUGGUCGGCUCCAUCGCAGGAGUCGUUGCCAAGACCGUCACUGCCCCGUUGGACCGGGUGAAGCUGAUCUACCAGGUCACCCCCUCCAAGGUCUACAGCUUUCGCUGUGCCCUUCAGCUGGCUCGGGACAUCGCACGCCUGGCGGGACCACAGGGGCUGUGGUAUGGCCACAUGGCAACGGUUUAUCGUGUGGUGCCCUUCGCUGGCGUUCAGUUCCUCAUGUUUGAAACCAUGCAGAAGCGUCUGGCGAGGCUACCUGAAGCAAAGGAGUCACCCUUCGCACCAUUCUGGAUUCCGGCCUGUGCCGGGGCAUCUGCUGCGGUGUCUGCCACCAUCGCCACGUAUCCUUUGGAUGUCAUACGAACACGCAUUGCCGGCCAUCUGGAAGCAGUGCCGCGGUACAGAAACUACUCAUCCGCCGUGCACGGAAUCCUUCAGAUUGAAGGCUUUCGAGGCCUUUUCCGGGGCCUCUCCCCAACGCUUCUGGGCAUCGGUCCCUACGGGGCUCUCUCCUUCUCCGCCUUUGAGUUCUCCAAAGGCAAGCUGCGGCAAUGGCAUGGUGUGUCCAGUGACUCGGACGUGCCCUUGCAUCAUCUGCUGGCCGCGGGCAGCCUGAGCGGAGCCUCGGCCCAGCUGCUCUCCUACCCGAUCCAGACGGUCCGGCGGAGGAUGCAGCUGCCUUACCCGGAGGAGCUUGGCGCACAAGGAUCACUGGCCUAUGCCAACAUCAGGGACACGUUUCGGCAGAUCCACACGACAGAAGGCCUUGUCGCCCUCUACCGAGGUGCCUCCAUUGUGUGGCUGAAGGGGCCUUUGACGGUGGGCCUGGCUUUCGGGGUGAACGACAUGCUCAAGGGCUUCUGA